Pezoporus occidentalis (night parrot) is the source of this 1237-nucleotide messenger RNA. RefSeq lists its product as uncharacterized. The transcript has 3 exons. Bases 1 to 1017 code for a protein of 338 amino acids. The record is from RefSeq and is a predicted model, not a curated record. Lineage: Eukaryota; Metazoa; Chordata; Aves; Psittaciformes; Psittacidae.
AUGGCACAGCCACGUUCCCAGUCAUGGUCAGUGCCAGGGCCAUGGGGUCCGCUGCCAUCAGUCCCUGCUGUCCAUGGUGGCUUCCAGCUCUGCGCGGCGCUGAGGUUGAGGCUGGAAAGUGGCAGCGAGGAGGAGGAGGAGGAGGACGGGGACCUCAGUGCUGCGCUGGAGCCGGGGCAGGCAGGUGGGUCCCUGGAGCAGGUGGGUGCCAUUGGGGUGCUGGUGGGUGCUGAGCUGCGGUCCCAGGGCGCGGUGAUGCUGGCGAGGCCGUGCUGGAGAGGCUGGAGGCGCUGGAGGCCGACGUCCGCUUCCUCUGCACCGAGCUGGGCGCUGAGAAGCUGCUGUGGAGCAGCCGGUUCCUGGAGCUGCUGCGGGAGCAGCAGGGGCUGCGCCAGCGGCUGCAGGAGCGGGUGCUGCGGUGGGGCAGCGGUGACGGCCCCGAGCUGCUGGGGGAUGCGGAGGAGCCCAAUGCCAGUGGGAGCAAGGGAGAGAGCCCCCAGGAGGCCGAUGGCUGGAGCCACCCUGGCAGCCGGGACCAGCCCCAGCCAGGCUCCUGGGACCAGCGGCUCCGUGAUGGGCCAUGAAGGUGGGAGCAGGGUGGCAGGAGAGGGGAAGGAGCAGCACAUCCCUCCCUGCCCGGCGCGGUCCAGCUUCUGUUGCCAUACGUGUCCCCGUACAUGCCUUCCAUCCCUCAGUGCCAGCCAGGCCCUGCCUGGUCCUGCCCAUUCAGAACUGCAGCAGGAAGCAGCCUGGAGGCAGAGGAGGGUGAGCGGCUCCCAUGGGGCUACCCCAGGGCUGGCUGUGGCGGAACCCAACGGCGAGCAUCAUCCUGAUCCGCUGCAACUUGUUGGGAGCCUCCACAGGCAAGGAGGGAGGGCAGAGCCAGCUCCCCGUCACCGUGCGCAAGCUGGCGGUGGUGGGGCCACACAAGGAUUGCAAAACACAGGCGCUGCCCCAUUUACUUCCUCGUUGGCCGGAUCAGGCCCCUCCGUCAGCGGCUCCAUGCACGUGUUGUAACUCUCAGCUGGCUCCUUGCAACAGCCCAAGGUGGGAACUGGGGCAGCCGAGGGACCCUCGUCCCUGGAGAGGGGCUCAGCCAGGGAUGCUGCUCCAUGGGAGGACCAGGAUGGAGCUGGGGUUGGAGGACGGUGCUGAGCCCUCCAUAAUGCCAGAAUAGGCCUUGGGCUCCCAUGCAAGGUGCAGGAGCGAUGGGGCCACCCUGUGCCCAAGCCCUGGU